CGUGUGUUCCGUUGCUGCGGCGCUUUCAAACAAACAUGGAGGAGAAAGAAAGGCAGAAGGGAAUAGAAAAGACAGAUAAGAAAGAAACAGCCUCAACGUCCCGCCUAAAUACCUCGUCGGUGUCACGGGACGGCGACACUUCUAAAACAGAUGUCUGCUCUGAAAACUUCGACCCACUUUUGGCCUUGUACUCACCCGCGGUGUCGCUUCCUUUUCCAAACAUUAAAUGUUUCGACAAUAUCGCCCAGUACGAGAGCUUCCUGAAGGGCGGCCGGGGCAGAGCCAAGCCGGAGAAUGUGGAGAAAAAGAGGCAGAAGGCAAUGAAGGGGGUGGCUGACCCGGAGCGUAUCGAGCGGCUGAAGCAGCUCAUGGUGAAGAAGAAGCCUUUGGAUGAGGAGGGAGAGGGCAGCAAAAGAACACCGCAGCCACGGCGACAGAAGCCUCAGAAAAAUGUCCUGACUAGGAUGACCCUAUGCAAAGGCAGUCCUUUGGGCGAGCUGUACCGAUGUGUGGAGGAGAGAAUAAGGGUCAAAGUGCACAUCAGGACCUUCAAAGGAUUGAGGGGUGUGUGCUCCGGCUUCAUUGUGGCCUUCGACAAGUUCUGGAACAUGGCGAUGGUGGAUGUCGAUGAGACAUACAGAGAGCCUCUUCUUGGGGAGGCCUUGUACCACGAGAAAGCCCUCACCAUUACACGGCUCUUUGAGAAGUUGAAGCUCCAGGAGAGCUCAGGACGUGAGGACACAACAACACAGCAGAGCGGCCAAGGAGAAACCAGCAAGAGUCCACCUUCAAAUCUUAAAGUAGCUUCAAAACGUUUGACUGCUCACCUUGCCAGGGAGAGAGGUGAUGGUGAGACAUCAGACUGCAAGACUUACGGCAAGGUCCAAACUCGUCACGUCAACCAGCUUUUCAUUCGGGGUGAGAGCAUUCUGCUGGUCAAUCCUCAGCCACUCUGACAGCACCUACUGUAACUGUGCAACUUGUUUUUGUGUUGGAGUAUUGACGGUGAUCUGUGGUUCUUCAAUUUGUAAGAAUCCAUCUAGAAUUAAUCAUAUAUCAUAUUGGUAUGGAAUGUUUGCAGAUUUAUCCACACAAAAAAACUUGGUUGCGGAAUUAAAGUUUCUUUGUUACAGUUUUGGGUCUUUUCUGUCAUGCCAUCUACAACCUCAAAGUCACUCACAAGCGCACAGACCUCUGGCAAGGAUUUUUAUCAGCACCAAAUUGUACAAUUUCAUAAAAACCUGAGAUUUGAUAUACAAAGCUCAGAAAACAACACAGCACCACCCUUCCCCACAAGCUGAACUGUAUGUAUGUACUACUUUAUCUACCCGUAUUUAUAUUAUCAACCACUGCUAUUUGCACCCAUGCACAUUUGCAUGACAUACUGUCGCGAACAUAACACUGUAAAUUUUGACCUGUAACAAUGUACUUAUUCUAUGUAAAUAUGUAUAGUGUAGUAUUCUUCUUCACCCAUAUAUGUGAAGUUCAAUUGACUAUUUUUGUACUUUGUAGCAGAGAGU
Molecule: messenger RNA, 1520 nt
Organism: Dunckerocampus dactyliophorus (ringed pipefish)
Lineage: Eukaryota; Metazoa; Chordata; Actinopteri; Syngnathiformes; Syngnathidae
Gene: lsm11
Product: LSM11, U7 small nuclear RNA associated
Exons: 4
Coding region: 36-956 (306 amino acids)
Biological process (GO): mRNA 3'-end processing by stem-loop binding and cleavage
Cellular component (GO): U7 snRNP
Molecular function (GO): U7 snRNA binding
Source: RefSeq, a predicted model, not a curated record